This is a messenger RNA of Leguminivora glycinivorella, 1355 nucleotides long. It is a transcript of the gene Yip1d1, whose product is annotated as protein YIPF5. The record is from RefSeq and is a predicted model, not a curated record. NCBI's taxonomy places the organism in Eukaryota, Metazoa, Arthropoda, Insecta, Lepidoptera, Tortricidae. Bases 108 to 905 code for a protein of 265 amino acids. Gene Ontology annotation, cellular component: trans-Golgi network. Gene Ontology annotation, biological process: endoplasmic reticulum to Golgi vesicle-mediated transport; vesicle fusion with Golgi apparatus. The transcript has 2 exons.
ACCCUCGACUCGUAUAUUUGUACAACAUUUGUGCAUUUUUGCUCUGUGCUUUCGCAUCGAUAUAAACGGUUUUGUACGUUUCAACAUUUAAUUAAAUUUUAUGAGGUAUGGCUAACUACAACAAUCCAAAUGAUUACUCUUGGCAGGGCCAAAAUAAUAGCCAAAAUUACUCUUUCAAUACCUCUAAUGCAUUUGGUGAUCAAGCUCAAACAUUGGAUUUUCAGAGUUUUCCAACGGACCACCAAGAUUUCUCAUUUGACCAAACAGGACAAAAUGCAUAUCCUCCAAACAACAACCAAUACUACAACCCAAAUAUGUUUCAACCUGCACCAAUACCCGGGGAGCCAGCAACAGAAACUACCGAUUUCGAUGAGCCACCUCUGCUUGAUGAGCUAGAAAUAUAUCCCGACAGGAUAUUAGAGAAAACUUUGGCUGUCAUGAAUCCAUUCCAUGGUCAAUCAAAAGCUGAUGAUGCCAAUUUCUUGUUAAGAGACACAGAUAUUGCUGGCCCUAUAACAUUUUGUUUGGCAUUGGCUGUGUGUUUAUUUUUAUCAGGAAAUAAAGCUCAUUUUGGUUAUGUUUACGGUCUCUCUGUAAUGUCAGUUAUAUUGAUGUAUUCUUUGCUUUCACUAAUGAGCCGUACGGAGGGUGUGUUCACAGUACUAAGUGUUGCCAGUGUGCUGGGUUACUGUAUGUUACCUAUGGUUGUGCUGGCAGGGUUGGGUAUAUUCAUUUCCUUGGAAGGAACAAUAGGGCUCACCUUAUCAGGUGUGGCCGUAAUUUGGUCAGCCUUAUCUGCAAGCAGAUUAUUUGUAACCAUGUCCGGAGAUGCUGAGCAGAGGCCACUGAUAGCAUAUCCUUGUGCUUUAGUUAAUGGUGUAUUUGCUUUAUUAGUACUGUUUUAAUUUACUGCAUAAACUUACUAGGUACUUCAUUUUGUUACUGACUUAUAAAGAAUAUUUUGUCUAAAAGCCAAAUAAUCCUGGUAGAUGAUUUAUAUUUUUAACUACUAACUAAUGACCAGUACAGAAUGAGUUACAUGAAAUAGUGAUACCGCACUGUAUGGACAGGGACACCAGUUCAGAAAACAGGACAGUUUACUCUUGUACUAUAAUCAUGUUCAGGUAACAUGAUUGACAGUUACAUGUGUUUGUUAGUACAUAUUAUGGUAAUCCAAUUAUUUUAAUCAUUGUUACUCAUUAGUGGUAGUAAACACAUAGAUUUUGUUUUUCAAAUAUUCCUAACGAAGACCAGCAUCUUAUUUACACUUAGGAGGCUGACAAUCAUUAUUGUUAACAAACUUUGUAAAGCUAUUGAUUUUUACUUGUAAAUAAUUAAUAAAUUUCCUACAUUUA